This is a messenger RNA of Menidia menidia (Atlantic silverside), 540 nucleotides long. The record is from the annotation of a GenBank genome assembly. Lineage: Eukaryota; Metazoa; Chordata; Actinopteri; Atheriniformes; Atherinopsidae.
AUGGACGGGGGUAGGCUGUGUUGCACGGCUGAGCCGCUCUCGGGUGUUUUACCAGAAGAAGACUCUCAGGACUCUCCCAGGCUGGGAGUGACUCAGGGCGAGCCCCUAAAAGGGGACCAGGACCUGCUCACCUGCGGCCAGUGCCACUCCCGCUUUCCCCUGGCCGACAUUCUGCUGUUCAUUGAGCACAAACGGAGGCAGUGCCACCGCGGUAGCUUCUGCGUGGACAAACCCCUGGACCGGCCUCCGUCCUCCCCGCUCGCCUCGCCACUGUCCACCGCCUCCUCCCACUCGCGCACCCAACAUCAGCACACUCGGAGGGGGCGUCAGCCCGUGGAGGUGGCCGUUCAGGUGUCGCCGCGGGAUGAGGAUUGUUUAUCUGCGCCCUUGCAAGGAAUAAUCCCCAAGCAGGAGAAUGUCACAGGUAAACAUGCCGGGAGUUCAAAAUGGCCGCCGCGCGAGGGAGGAGCGAUGACCGUAGAGAAAGAAGAGUUUAGCCGGUCCUUAAGAUUGAUGGAUCCAGACUGGCAGUGCCAGUGA